AUGAGGUUGGCCACACUCCCAAUGAGGGUAAAGUUGCCGGCAAUAGUGGAGACCCAGGCUAGGAGGACCCCUGCCAGCUGCGAGCAGUCACUCAGUCCACACUCAAACGUCUCAAGCUCAUCCAGGAUGAGGAUGACCAGAGGGACAUUGCUGAGGACAUUGGAGCCAACUAUGACAAAGACCGUGAAGAGAAGGACUCCAGGUAAAGUCCUGAGGUUCAUGUAG
Molecule: messenger RNA, 225 nt
Organism: Geodia barretti
Lineage: Eukaryota; Metazoa; Porifera; Demospongiae; Tetractinellida; Geodiidae
Source: the annotation of a GenBank genome assembly